UACGGUUAUGCCACUCGAAAAUGGGGAGCUGUGUCCAAGGAAGGAGAAAGUAAUAUUUCCAAAAUCGGGACGACAAUAUUCUUGCCUUGCCUACUCUUUUCAGAAAUUGGGCCUCUAUCGACAGCCGAAAAUCUCGCUUCAUAUUGGCCCAUCAUCCCCUUCUCACUCGCCUUCCAGUUGGUAUCACUUCUCGUCGGCUUGGGAUCACAGAAGAUUUUUAAAUUCCCGCACUAUUAUGUUCCUAUGUUCAUUUUCAACAACGUCACUUCACUUCCCCUUCUCCUGAUUCAAAGUCUUUCCAAGACGGGAACAUUUGAUGAUCUACUGCAGCCCGGGGAGACGAUGCAAAUGCUCGUCAAGCGUGGGACGGUUUAUAUACUCAUCAAUGCCCUCGUUGGUAACAUGACACGGUUUGCGCUCGGUCCAUGUCAGUUUCAUCCCUUGUUUUCGUACAGUGUCCAAAUUCCUGGCCAAUCGCACGAAGACGGUGGACAUCCCUCUGACGCGCAUUCCGAUUCAGAAACAGAAGAACCCAGCACAAGUCAAAAGAUGAAGUGGAAACGUCGCGUGAUGGGUGGCGUGAAGAAGGUUUGGAUAGGGCUGAGGACCAUGAUGAAUCCACCGUUGGUGGGCGGAUUGGCGGCGGUGGUUUGUGGGCUUGUGCCAUUCCUGCAUAUGUGGUUAUUUAGACAGGGAUGGUUGUCACCGCUCGCAGACUCCAUCGAAAAUAUAGGCGGUCUCUAUACCGCCCUGCAGAUGUUUGUCCUUGGCGCACACCUGUACUCGAAGAAAGGCACACAUGCAAGCAUACCGACCCUCAUCUGGCUCUUCCUGUGGCGCUUCUUCCUUGCGCCUGCCCUCUCAAUUGGAACGAUUUAUGGAAUCAGGCAGAAGUGGCCUACGGCGAUGGUCGAAGAUCCUAUGCUCGACUACGUGUUGAUGCUGUCGAAUGUAGGCCCGCCUGCGUUAACGCUGAGCGCUAUCGCGACAAUGGCGGACCUCGACUCAGACGCCGAUGGUGCUGUUUCACGUAUUAUCACGCUCAGCUACGCAGUCACACCAUUGAUUGCAUUGCCCAUCACCGCUGUGUUGCAAUUCGCAAGCAAGAUCGAGGAUGGUCAGUGA
Stereum hirsutum FP-91666 SS1 is the source of this 1125-nucleotide messenger RNA. RefSeq names its product endoplasmic reticulum protein. NCBI's taxonomy places the organism in Eukaryota, Fungi, Basidiomycota, Agaricomycetes, Russulales, Stereaceae. The annotation marks the transcript as partial. Gene Ontology annotation, biological process: transmembrane transport. The transcript is spliced from 9 exons. The record is from RefSeq and is a predicted model, not a curated record. Gene Ontology annotation, cellular component: membrane; endoplasmic reticulum.